ACUUGCUGGCGCCCAAGUGGGAGGGCCGCAGCUGCCCGCUCCCUCCUCCCCACACCCCCGCUACCUGCCCAGUCCCCAAAGCGAAUCGUGAGAAGGCUGCGAGCCAGCGGGGCCGAGCCCACAACUUUGCAGCCUCGGGGAGGUCGGGAGCCAGCGUCCAGGGCUCCUCUUAUCGGCGCCCAGAGCUCGGCAUGUAAUGGAAGAUGCUGGCCCUGAGGCUGCUCAACGUGGUCGCCCCCGCCUACUUCCUGUGCAUCUGCCUGGUGACCUUCGCGCUCCAGCUCUUUCUCUUCCUGCCCAGCAUGCGCCAGGACCCCGCGGCCGCGCGGCUCUUCCCGCCCGCGCUGCUCCACGGGGCGCUCUUCCUGUUCCUCUCCACCAACGCGCUGGGCAACUACGUCCUGGUCAUCCAGAACUCCCCCGACGACCUGGACGCCUGCCGGGGGCCCUGGGCCGGGAGGGCUCCGUGCCCCCCGCCCAGCACCCACUUCUGCCGAGUGUGCGCCAGAGUCACCCUGAGGCACGACCACCACUGUUUCUUCACCGGCAACUGCAUCGGCAGCAGGAACAUGCGCAACUUCGUCCUGUUUUGCCUCUACACCUCCCUUGCCUGCCUCUACUCCAUGGUGGCGGGCGUGGCCUACAUCUCUGCAGUCCUUUCCAUCUCCUUCGCCCACCCCCUGGCCUUCCUCACGCUCCUUCCCACCUCCAUCAGCCAGUUCUUCUCUGGAGCUGUCCUCGGUUCUGAAAUGUUCGUCAUCCUCAUGCUCUACCUCUGGUUUGCCGUGGGCCUGGCCUGCGCCGGCUUCUGCUGCCAUCAGCUGCUGUUGAUCCUCCGGGGGCAGACCCGCCACCAGGCGCGGAAGGGGGUGGCAGUGAGGGCCCGGCCCUGGCGCAAGAACUUACAGGAGGUGUUUGGGAAGAGGUGGCUGCUGGGCCUGCUGGUCCCCAUGCUCAACGUUGGAGGUGAGAGCUCCAAGCUGCGGGACAAGUAGCAGGCGCCCCCAUCGUGUCUCUCUCCGUGUGUCUUGACUCCUCCUGAACAUAAGAUCGUGGCACCCUUGUCUCCGCCCAUGACCCACUGCAACCUAGGGCCAGUAGUGGCCUAGCAUCCAUCCCUGGUCUGUGACACGUGGGGAACAACAUCGGCUGGUGGAUCACGACAGGGAGGAAAAAAUGGCCACCCGGGCAUUGCUACACUCUCCAGGGGCCAGCCGUGUGGCUGCUAGGAGGCCUCUGCUUUUGUCUCCUUUCCUUGGCUCCCUGCUUUGCCCCUCUCCCCUCCCCUCCCCAUCCCUUCUCUACCAUGUCCCACGUCCUCGCUGCCAUCUGCGAGAGCUCUUCCUCUAAGCCCCGUGUUGGGAG
Molecule: messenger RNA, 1365 nt
Organism: Miniopterus natalensis
Lineage: Eukaryota; Metazoa; Chordata; Mammalia; Chiroptera; Miniopteridae
Source: RefSeq, a predicted model, not a curated record